AUGAGUACAAAUUUGGCAUGUGUAUUACACGGUAAGAAUGAUCUUAGAAUGGAGGAACGUGAAAUACCGGUUCCAAAAUCCGGUCAAUUAUUGCUUAAAGUAGCUGUCGUUGGUAUAUGUGGUACGGAUAUAAGUUUUUGGACACGCGGUGAAAUUGGACCUUUCAAGCCAUUAAAACCAAUGAUAAUGGGCCAUGAAUGCAGUGGUAUUGUUUCCGGUUUAGGGCCAGAUGUUAAAGGAUUUAUCAUCGGUGAUAGAGUAGCAGUUGAACCAGGUCUACCAUGCCGAAAAUGUCAACUGUGUAAACGUGGACGAUAUAAUUUAUGUCAUCAAAUGGAAUUUUUUGCACUUCCACCUACAGAUGGCGCUAUGCGACAAUUUGUUACUGUUGAUGCUGAUUAUUGCUUUAAAAUUCCAAAUAAUAUGUCAAUGGAAGAAGCAUCGUUUUUGGAACCACUAAGUGUUGGUUUACACGCAUGUCGUAAAGCAAAGAUAGGAAUUGGUAAUAAGGUAUUGGUACUUGGUGCAGGUCCAGUUGGUUUAAUCACAAUGAUGAUAGCAAAAGCAACAAAUGCAACGAUGGCAUUGAUUACUGAUAUUAACGAUCAACGAUUAAAAGUUGCUAAAGAAGUUGGUGCUGAUGAAACACUUAAUGUUAAUGGUCUUAGCACGGAAGAUGCAGUAAGAAUUAUCGUGGAAAAAUUGGGUGAAGCACCGGAUGUGGUCAUUGAAUGUUGUGGGGUACAAUCAAGCAUUGAAUUAGCUAUCAAGUCAGUAAAAGAUGGUGGUACAGUUAUGUUGGUAGCAUUGGGUGCUGAAUAUGUGAAAGUUCCAAUACUUGAAGUAGUCGCUAAAGAAGUCAAUCUACACGGUGUUAUCAAAUAUUCUAAUACAUGGCCAGCAGCAAUCGAAAUGAUUCGAUCAGGAAAGAUUAAAUUAGACAAAUUGACAUUGGCGCAUUACAAACUUGACGAAGCUUUGGAAGCAUUUAAGUAUGCUCAGAAAGGUGAAGUUAUCAAAGUAUUCAUCAAUUGUGGUUCAUGA
Messenger RNA from Loa loa (African eye worm), 1044 nucleotides. RefSeq lists its product as hypothetical. Gene Ontology annotation, biological process: D-sorbitol catabolic process. Lineage: Eukaryota; Metazoa; Nematoda; Chromadorea; Rhabditida; Onchocercidae. The transcript is spliced from 6 exons. The record is from RefSeq and is a predicted model, not a curated record. Gene Ontology annotation, molecular function: L-iditol 2-dehydrogenase (NAD+) activity; zinc ion binding. The coding region runs from base 1 to 1044 and encodes 347 amino acids.